Mangifera indica (mango) is the source of this 3529-nucleotide messenger RNA. Its product is annotated as chaperonin 60 subunit beta 4, chloroplastic. Gene Ontology annotation, cellular component: chloroplast stroma. Gene Ontology annotation, biological process: protein refolding. Gene Ontology annotation, molecular function: ATP-dependent protein folding chaperone; ATP binding. The record is from RefSeq and is a predicted model, not a curated record. The transcript has 14 exons. NCBI's taxonomy places the organism in Eukaryota, Viridiplantae, Streptophyta, Magnoliopsida, Sapindales, Anacardiaceae. Bases 151 to 2043 code for a protein of 630 amino acids.
UCCCAGAUAUUUUAUUUUUCUUUUCAUUUUUCUGCUAAAUAUCUCUAGUUCAUUCUCUUAUCCAAAAUAUAUAAUGUAUAUGAAUAUGAUACCAACUAUCUUAGAAACCAAUCUCCCAAAGAACUAACCAGAUAUUUUGUUGAUACAACCAUGGCAUGUUCAUGUUCACGAACUCCAAUCUCUGCUAUAUCUUUCGCCAGCACAACACUGCCCAAAGAAGUUUUUUAUUCUUCUUCUUCACCUUCCAUUUUAAACCCCAGAGCCAUGGCCAAAGAGGUUUACUUUAACCGUGAUGGUUCUGCUACUAGGAAGCUCCAGGCUGGUGCGGACUUGGUGGCCGAGCUUAUAGGGGUAACCUUGGGUCCAAAGGGAAGGAAUGUAGUGUUGCAGAACAAGUAUGGACCUCCCAAGAUUGUUAAUGAUGGAGAAACUGUUCUCAAACAGAUUGAAUUGGAGGAUCCUCUGGAGAAUGUUGGAGUUAAAUUGAUUAGACAAGCUGGUGCCAGAACAAAUGACCUUGCUGGUGAUGGUUGCACUACAUCUAUAAUUCUUUCUCAUGGUUUAAUCACCGAAGGUGUAAAGGUGAUUGCAGCUGGCAUGAAUCCUGUUCAAAUUGCUCGUGGUAUUGAGCAGACUUCAAAGGCCCUUGUGUCUGAACUCAAAUUGAUGUCAAGAGAGGUUGAGGAUAAUGAGCUCGCAGAUGUUGCUGCAGUUAGUGCAGGGAAUGAUUAUACAGUGGGAAACAUGAUUUCUGAUGCUCUUGAACAAGUAGGGAGAAAGGGUGUAGUUACAAUUGAAAAAGGAAAGUGUACUGAAAACAGUCUACAAAUUGUAGAAGGAAUGCACUUUGAUCGUGGAUAUUUGUCCCCUCAUUUUGUAACUGAUCAACAAAAGAUGACAGUGGAGUUCCACAAUUGCAAGUUACUUUUGGUUGAUGGAAGAAUCACAAAUCCAAAGGACAUGUUUAAGAUAUUGGACAGUGCAGUGAAAGAGAAGUAUCCAGUUGUGAUAGUUGCUGAGCUCAUUGAGCAGCAAGCCCUGGCUCUAUUAAUUAGGAACAAACUCAAAGGUGUGUUGAAAGCAGCAGCUAUCAAAGCUCCUGCCUUCAAUGAACGGAAGAGCCACUGCUUAGAUGACAUUGCUGUCUUGACUGGAGGCACUGUGAUCAGAGAUGCGAUGGGGCUGACAGUAGAUAAAGCUGGCAAGGAGGUCCUGGGCACUGCUGUUAAGGUGGUGAUAACAAAGCAUUCUACAUUAAUAGUUACAGAUGGGAGCACUCGGGGAGCUGUUGAGAAGAGGGUAUCUGAAAUCCAAGGCCUAGUUGAGAAUACUGAAGAAAAAUUCCCGAAGAAGAUACUAAAAGAAAGGAUAGCAAGGCUGUCGGGCAGGAUUGCUAUUCUUCAGGUAGGAGCACAAACAGUAGUUGAGUUGAAGGAUAAGCAACUCAGAAUUGAAGAUGCUCUAAAUGCAACCAAGGCAGCAAUUGAGGAAGGUGUUGUGGUAGGUGGUGGCUGUAGCCUCUUGAGGCUAUCGACAAAGGUGGAAAGUAUAAAAAGACUUUUGGAAAAUGAAGAACAGAAGAUUGGAGCUGAGAUUUUCAAGAGAGCAUUGAGCUAUCCGACAAGAUUAAUAGCCAAAAAUGCUGGUGUCAAUGGCAAUCUUGUUGUUGAGAAGGUCCUAUCUAAUGAUGAUCCAAAGUAUGGUUACAAUGCUGCAAAAAACUGCUAUGAAGAUUUGAUGGCAGCAGGAAUUAUUGAUCCGACUAAGGUCGUUAGAUGUUGUCUAGAGCAUGCAGCAUCUGUGGCAAAGACUUUUCUGACAUCCGAUGCUGUUGUUGUGGACAUUAAGGAAUCAGUGCCCAUGCAAAGAAGAAAAUCCUUUUUAACCCCUGCUAACCCUCUCCCUUCCCAGCAAAUGCUGCCCACAGUUGAACAAAGGAGAAAAUCUAUGCGAACCUCACCUAACCCUGCUCUCUUUGCCAAGCAAAUGCUGUCCACUGAUCAACAAAUCCGUGAGAGGAAACCGAUGCCCAACCUCAUCUAAUUCUCUCUUUGCCAAACAAAUUAUGCCUGCUUAUCAACAAAGGAUGCACAUUAAAAUCAACCCUUUGUUAAGUUACCACAUCAACAUGGAGAAAAGUUACAUGAAUUACUAUUGUCACUCAUUCGGGUGGAGACCAUUGGAUUUUCGGGCAGGCUAUUACAACUCUUUCUCAUCCCUUCAUAAGUUAAAGGAGUCACCAAUGAUUAAAGGAUUAUGCCGCUUUUCUUCUUAUAAAAGAAUGGUAUAGAUGAUCAAUGUCAAAGUAAGAAAUUGCCGGAAAAUUCCCGGUGGGAAAGGAAGUAUGGUCUGAGAAGGGAAAUGCUCCAAGAUAAGUUGGUUGUCUUCUUAACUAAGUUGUCAAACUGUAAUGUUUUUGCUUGUACAGAAUAAAAAAAUUGGCCCAUGAUUUCCUUGCAAUAUUAGAAUAGACAGAAUUGCUAUCAUGCUCAUGGUGAAACUGGGGCUGACAUGAGUCAUAACAUGUCCAGAAAGCUGAGAGCAAAAGAAGAUAGAUUGGGUAUGACGAAUUAUUUUGGUCUACACAUUACAGGGGUGGGGGAGAGCCAUCAACUCCACUUGCGGCAUCGGUGGAGUCCAACAGUGGGAAGAUAAGUUACUGGAACUAGAAAUUUAUGCAACUUUCCCCACCCUAUCAUAACAAAAAUCAUGGCCAACUCAUUCCUUCAUCCUCUCAAUUACCAUCUGGGCCGAUGAGAACAUCCAGCAAUUUUGAAACAACUUUAUAACCAAAUAACAUAGAUUUUUUUACAAUUAAAAAAUGAAAACUUCUUUGAUUACCCCAUUCGAAUGCUGAAAUACAUGUAAAAUUAUUAGUAUGUGUGAAAUUAAAUACCUAAAAAAACUACAAAAGCUAAUGUAAAACUUAACUACCACGAUAUGCGGUCUUAACGAGGCCCAAGCCCAUGAAGGAGGACAGUAAUGGCAAUCUCUCUUUCUCCUUUCUUGAUCCUAUUUCUCUCCGUCUUUGUGUAUCUGAGACAGGCUACCUCUCAUCCCUAUCCCAGCUCUCUACUCAACUAACGGCUUGCAACUUCAACAGAAUACUUAAGCUAAUUCAAUUUUCCUUAAGCUAAUUCAAUUUUCCCUUCCUUUCUGUCUCUAACUAUUUUAAUUACAAAUAGAGGUACAUAAUGCCAUUCAUGGGGUUAAGUGUGCAGUGCGUAUUGGAUUUGGUAGUGGCAGGGAUUUCUUUGAUGAUUGGUUUAGGCAUUUUUGCUUUCAUCGCCUCCAUUCUAUGCUCUGUCGCUUUCUUGUACAACGCCAAGGACAUUCGUUGAUCCUUAUAUAGAGGAGAACAGAAACAUGGAAGCGGGAGCACCGUCUUUUCAGCAGUUUGCAUGAGUAAUUGUUGGAGAAUUAAAAUUUCUCACUGCGCUCAGCAGAGCUUUGUAUCAGAAUUUAGAUUGUAGAAAAUCCUCCAAUGUUCAACAAUAGAAGUAUCCAAAUAAAUUAAACCGUUUCAAUC